Bombus terrestris (buff-tailed bumblebee) is the source of this 1556-nucleotide messenger RNA. RefSeq names its product 15-hydroxyprostaglandin dehydrogenase [NAD(+)]. Gene Ontology annotation, molecular function: oxidoreductase activity, acting on the CH-OH group of donors, NAD or NADP as acceptor. Gene Ontology annotation, cellular component: cytoplasm. Lineage: Eukaryota; Metazoa; Arthropoda; Insecta; Hymenoptera; Apidae. The record is from RefSeq and is a predicted model, not a curated record. Bases 596 to 1402 code for a protein of 268 amino acids. The transcript is spliced from 6 exons.
CUACACGUCAAGCGUAACACGUCUCGUAAGCAAUAAAGAUCAAGGGACGACACGUGUUGCAAUGGAUCAUCGAUGCAGAUAGCGAAAGAUUCGUGCCCUCGUUGAACAUCAUGGCGCGCAAGAGGUCGAAGAUCGCGACACGAAAACAACUUCUUUCGUAUCAGCUCGAUACGAAAUACUUCCAGUACAGAAACACAUCCAGUAGCUACUAAGACACUGUCUGUUUCGAUUUUCAAUUUCAAUAAUUCACCUUUAAAUUUCUUCGUCUCCUCUCUCUCUCUCUCUCUCUCUCUCUCGCACUUCUCUUUAAAUUCUUUCAUCUCUCGUUUCCCUAUCUACGUAAAUGAGACAAUUAAAACAGCAAUCAUUUUGUAGUGAAAAUCGCGCGAGGCUGUUUCACAAACGUUUUAAGUUUACCAUAUCGCGUAUUUGAUCGACAAGUUUGACUCUUUUAAAAGGAAACUAUAUGGUGAAAACAAUUUACAGUACUCCGAGUACACGAUUCCUUUCGUAUUUAUAUUAUUUUGGACGAAAAGAAAGUGUCGGCUAUUUAUUUCAUAUUUUUCUUCGCAACAAAGGCAUAAUAUAGUAAAAUAUGCAGAUCAAGGAUAAAAGAGUCAUUGUAACGGGAGCUGCAGGUGGCUUGGGUAUGACUAUUAGCAGAGAACUGCUGCGAAAUGGUGCAUCCGUAAUAGCGAUGAUAGAUAUCGAGGAGGUAGCUGGCAAGGAAGCGAUGAACGUGCUGAACGCAGAAUUCGGCCGCAAUCGUGCUAUAUUCUUCCAGUGCGAUGUCGCCAACAAUUCCGAAUUCGAUGAUACUUUCAAGAGAGCUGUGAAGACACUCGGCGGUCUGGAGAUUCUAGUGAACAAUGCUGGUGUCAUUAACGAGAGCGACUUCAAUAAAACCAUCGACGUAAACGUGACAGCGGUGAUACGAGCGACGCUUCUAGGAAUCCAACAAAUGCAAAAGGACUCCGGUGGCAAAGGCGGUGUUAUCGUCAAUAUAUCGUCUGUGGCUGGUCUGUAUUCCUUAUCUCAGCUUCCAGUAUAUUCCGCAACGAAACAUGCAGUGGUUAGCUUCAGCCGUUCGUUCGCGCAACCUUAUCAUUACGAAAGGACUGGCGUAAGGAUAAUAGUCCUGUGUCCCGAGCUUUCUCAAAUGUCCAAUGUAAAAAAUUCAGAAGCAAAUCCGUCGCAAGAUCAACUGAUACAGAAAUAUUUCCGAAGAGUGGACAGCGUGGCGCACGGACUGGUUUACGUGGUGAGAUGCGCUCAGAACGGAAGUAUAUGGAUCAGCGAGGAUGGAAAACCAGUCUACGAGAUACAAUUGUUCGACAGCCUACCGCAAAAGCAUAACGAGUCUAUAUUGGAAGAAAACGAGCGUAAAAUGCAAAUAGAUUAAAUCACUGAAUUCUGUAAAUAGACAUUAUUACUAUGUUAUGUGCUUGAUGUAUAUAUUAUUUUGUAUGUAUUACUCUUACUCAUGAUGUUUUUUAUGUUUGCAUAAUUCACGAUAAAAGUGCCUGAAUGUAAUAAAUAAAUGGCGAUAAGCAGAA